Molecule: messenger RNA, 898 nt
Organism: Brachypodium distachyon (stiff brome)
Lineage: Eukaryota; Viridiplantae; Streptophyta; Magnoliopsida; Poales; Poaceae
Exons: 1
Coding region: 176-574 (132 amino acids)
Biological process (GO): intracellular protein transport; endoplasmic reticulum to Golgi vesicle-mediated transport
Cellular component (GO): endoplasmic reticulum; endoplasmic reticulum membrane
Source: RefSeq, a predicted model, not a curated record
CCUUCCACCAAAAAAGACUUCCCCACGCCGAUCCACCGCCCUCGUCCUCUCAAAUCCAUCCCCCAGCCCACACGCUCCUCUGCACACCUCAGAGAAAUUUUCCUUUUCCCCAAAUCUCCCAAAUCCCUCGGCCCCCAGAGAUCCCCGGCGAUCCUCCGGCAGCGAAUCAUCAUCCAUGGCGCUGGAGUGGGUGGUCCUCGGGUACGCCGCGGGCGCGGAGGCGAUCAUGCUGCUGCUGCUGACGCUGCCGGGUCUCGACGCGCUCCGGCGCGGGAUGAUCUCCGUGGUGCGGGGCGCGCUCAAGCCCAUGAUGUCCGUGGUGCCCUUCUGCCUCUUCCUCCUCAUGGACAUCUACUGGAAGUACGAGACCCGGCCCACAUGCGGCGACGAGCACGCCUGCACCCCUUCCGAGCACCUCCGCCACCAGAAGUCCAUCAUCAAGUCGCAGCGCAACGCGCUCCUCAUCGGCGCCGCGCUGCUCCUCUACUGGAUCCUCUUCUCCGUCACCUCCCUAGUCGUCCGCCUCGACCAACUCCAGCAGCGCGUCGACAAGCUCAAGAAGCGCGACGACUGAUCUCGUCCGGUCCGGUCCGAUCUGGUCCGGCGACCCUUGUGGCGUCGUGUUGUCGCUGUUUCUUCUCCUUACGCGGAUCUGUCUGUCCCUAGAUACAUCCUGUGAUGCUUGUUGUCAGGUGUUCUUUUUUUUUUUUUAAUCUGUGUACCGUGGAUGUUUGAGAUCGAGAUCCGGAUUCUCCAGAUCUAGUUCGAGUAAACAUAGGUCUUUAUGUGCUAGUAAAAUGAUAAUGGAACUGCGUUCUUCAAAAAUGUCCUGGCAAAUGUGACUCCCAGCCAUAUAUUUGGAUAUCCGGAGUCGUAAUUUUACUGUUUUCUCCAUGAA